AUGAUUAACAAGUCAAUGUUAAGUUUAUUUAUGGUAAUUGUUGAGAAUGCUAACAGUAACGAGUUUAUUAAUAAGGUCAUUCCAUUGACUAUUAUGGAGUAUGAAAAUGUCAAAUUUAGUGAGACACUUGAAUUAUCUCAGGUAAUUUUGUUGAAAUCUAAUGAAGAAAUGUAUAUCCAGAGGUUUAUGUUAAUUUUAAAUAACGUAAUAGUUCCAUCUAUUGAUUUAGUAAAUGAUGGUGAUAAAAAUCCUGAUGUUGCCAUUGCAUAUUUGAACCUUAUUAAGACGAUACUUGAAGACGAAACAGGUGUUAAGUUUCAAACCAACUUUCAUUUACUGAUGAGUAAUGCUAAGUAUCCAUCUAUAAUAACAUCAGUGUUGACAACUAUGGGAUGUAUGAAAGAAAUUAGUGAUAAUUCUUUAAUUCUUUUGAAACUAAUAUUUAAUCAGUGUUAUAAAGCAGGUAUCUAUCAAUUCUUUAUCACCUACACCAUUACAACUAUUGAAAAUAUACUUGGAAUUCUUUUUGACAAAGAUACUAGACAGAAUAAGAUGUUACAAAUAGACUUACUUUAUGAUUUGAUAAACAUCAGUAACAAUAUUCCACUUCUACAAUCUGACAAGACUAACCAGAUUUAUAUUAUUAAUUAUCUUGAUGAUUUGUUUAAGGAGGCUUUUAAUAACGUUACAUCAAAUAGUAAAGAAAUCUUCUACCGAGGGUUGUUUGGUAUAAAAAACAAAGAGUUAUUUGCUGAUCAUGUUAAAGAUUUUAUUGUGAAGGUACAUGAAUAUGGUAGCGAUGAUGAAUUAAAUGAAGAAAUGCAAUUACUUAAUGAGAGAAUGGAUAAAUAA
This is a messenger RNA of Hepatospora eriocheir, 852 nucleotides long. The record is from the annotation of a GenBank genome assembly. NCBI's taxonomy places the organism in Eukaryota, Fungi, Microsporidia, Hepatosporidae.